Molecule: messenger RNA, 882 nt
Organism: Brenthis ino (lesser marbled fritillary)
Lineage: Eukaryota; Metazoa; Arthropoda; Insecta; Lepidoptera; Nymphalidae
Source: the annotation of a GenBank genome assembly
AUGAUGCUAAAGCUAAUUCAAACUUUCAUCAUAAUCUGCGUAUUAGGAACAAGUGCAUCUAGAAAUUCUCUAAUAGAAAUUAAAAAGAUAUUAAAGGAAAUAAUUGCUAGAGACGCAGAAAAAAGUCGUGAAACUCACCAUUAUGAGCACAAAAUACAAAAAGACAAAGAUUUGUUAAAUUCAGAUGAUUAUCCAACUUUAAAUGUGUACUUUGAAAUGAAUGAUAAACAACGAGACCAGUUAAAACGAUUCGAUGAAAGAGAAACAGAGAAAACGUGUACAAGUGGCAGAUGUGGCUGUACGGGAACUAGAUGUGGUACUCCAAAGAAUAAAUUAGCUGACAAUUUUGACCGAAUCCUUUUAGAGCUACAACGUCAAAUCUAUUUAGAAAAAAAAUAUGCUAAGGAAAGUGAUCUUUCUAAAUACAUGAAUAACAAACAAUAUAAAGAGCGUGCGAGUGAAUGGAACGAAAACGAUGACCGGUAUGAUUAUUCAGAGGGUAUUGUAGAUUCAAAAGACAUUGAAAAUUACGAUUCUGGUUUUCAAGAUAUGACAAGAGAUGAUUAUUUUAUUCCUUAUGAUGACAGAUUGAAACAAGACGUAAUGCAAAGUUAUUGGCCACAAGCGCAACCCCCAGAUGUUCGUUUAAAUGGUUUCUCACCCCAAUGGUAUGUGAAUGAGAUUCCAUUGUAUACCAACAGCGUUCCCAGGUCUCAAAAUCGGGUUUUGCCUCUAACAAACCGACAAAGAGGAAGAUUAUUGAAUAAAUUAAGAGUUGAGCCACUUCAAAGAUUGAUUGGAAGAAGAAAAUCUAAUACAAAUGCUCAGUUAGGUGUACCAUUUGAAAUGGACGUUCAAGGAUUAGGCCAGUUAAAUCCAUAU